AUGGAUGAGAAUAAUGGUAAAGAAUGCAAGGAAAUGAUGGGUACUCCAGAGAAGGGCAAGAACAAUCAGAUGACAACAUCAGUUAGCAGCAAAAUUGAGGACUCGCCGGUCUUUAGUUUUCUCAACAGCCUAUCACCGAUCAAGCCCGUUAAAUCCGCACCGUUCACUCAGACGAUCAACCCUCUUACUUUCGCAUCCUUUCCGGCCGUGUUCACUUCACCACAUGCUGCUACCUCUCUCAAGGAGUGCAGAUUUAUUCCUAGACAUCAACAUCCGGAUCCAUCGAAACCCGAGUUCUCUUCCGAUGAUGGAAACACAAACAAAUCGAACUUUGGAUCCAAUGAGAUUUUGUACGAUCAGAAGGAAAAUCUUGAUCCGAUGAUAACAUCGGAUCACAUGACAGCUAAUCACGAGGUGUCUUAUGAAUGGCCGAAGCAAAUAGUCGAGUUUGCCAAGAGUCUCAAAUAUGAUAACGAUAUCUCGAAUCCCAACUCGAACCAUCCUAAAGUUCCGUUAAGCGACUCACAAGUGAAUUUGGAGGGCAUAACGCAAAUUGUGGACCGAACCAAAGAUGGUGACAUGUCAUCGUGCGAUUGGGAGGGCUUAAUUUCUGACCCGUCUGAUCUAUUAAAACCGGAGCCCGCCAAGAAAUCAGUCGACCCUGCAUUGAGUUUCUACACAAGCAUCAAGCAUGCCAUUCAGAAUACGCUGUCCCGGGAGAGAGAAAGCUUGUAUGCUAGGCCUGUGGAAGAAUGUGAGAUGAUGGAGACUGAUUCUAAUCGGGACCUUGUUGGCAUAAAUGGCGGUUCUUUCAUUACGAAUCCUUGUGAAAAUGUGGAGUAUCAGCUCCCUGGCUUGUACCGUGGUGUUAAAAGGCGCUGUCUCGUUUACGACAUAGCUGGGGCCCGUGUAAAAAAUGCAGCAAAUAUUAAUUCUUCUUCUUCCUCACAACACGCAUUACCUGGGAUUGGCUUGCAUUUGAAUGUUCUAGCUCCAAUCCGUAACGACUACAAUAGUGAUGUGUCUGCUUCUAGAAGGUUCUCGAUUGGGCCAAGCUCAUACAAUAAUUUGCCCGAGUACCCGUUCGAGAUGGGAACUGGUAAUGUCGAAAAUGGCUUUGUGCGGAUGGAAGAUUCUGGGAUUAUGGAAAUUGAAGAGAGCAAAAAUAUUAGUCCAAAGAAGAAAAAGCGUAGGUUGGAACAAGGUGUGGAGGGUGAAGGUGCUUGUAAGAGAUGCAACUGCAAGAAAUCGAAAUGUUUAAAGCUUUACUGUGAAUGCUUUGCCGCCGGUGUCUACUGUGUGGAGCCAUGCGCGUGUAUAGAUUGCUUCAACAAACCUGUUCAUGAAGACACAGUUCUUGCAACUCGGAAGCAGAUCGAGUCAAGAAAUCCUCUUGCAUUUGCUCCUAAAGUGAUUAGGGGCUCGGAUUCUGUAACAGAAAUCGGGGAUGAUUUCAGCAAGACUCCUGCUUCUUCUCGGCAUAAAAGAGGUUGCAACUGCAAGAAAUCUGGCUGCCUCAAGAAAUAUUGUGAAUGUUAUCAGGGUGGUGUUGGAUGCUCCAUUAACUGCAGAUGUGAAGGAUGCAAAAAUGCAUUUGGCAGAAAGGAUGGUUCUGGUGCGUCGAGCAUAGAUCAUGAGUACGAAGAAAACGAGACAUUUACAACCGAGAAUGCUGAGCUCAACAGAAGCUUCCGUAAAGCUACAAUCCACGAUAACAUUGAGCCAAGUUCAACAAGCUUCUUCCCGCCAAAGUUCAACCACUCUUCUCAAGCAGUCAAGGAAGAUGAAAUAAUGCCCGAGUUUCUUCUAGAAGGAUCUCCGAAAGGCGGCAUAAAAUCUUCUUCAUCUCCCAACGGGAAAAGGGUUUCGCCACCUCAGCAGCGAGUGGAGAGGUCUUCUUCUCCUGGUCUAAGGAGCAGCCGGAAGCUGAUACUUCAAUCUAUUCCGUCUUUUCCGUCUCUAGCAAAUAAUCAGUGA
Molecule: messenger RNA, 1977 nt
Organism: Striga hermonthica
Lineage: Eukaryota; Viridiplantae; Streptophyta; Magnoliopsida; Lamiales; Orobanchaceae
Source: the annotation of a GenBank genome assembly